This is a messenger RNA of Kickxella alabastrina, 1020 nucleotides long. RefSeq lists its product as uncharacterized. The record is from RefSeq and is a predicted model, not a curated record. The transcript has 2 exons. Lineage: Eukaryota; Fungi; Kickxellomycota; Kickxellomycetes; Kickxellales; Kickxellaceae. Bases 1 to 1020 code for a protein of 339 amino acids.
AUGGUCGGCGGGCCUGACGAAGACGAGCACUAUGAGGUCAGGGAGCUCGGCCACCCCAAUAAGGCACACCGCAAGAUGCCCUCGACCGCAGACAUUGAGGCGGCCGAAGCAGAGGCGCUCUUUGAUACCCAAAAUGAGGACGAGGACACACGCAAAGUGCCCAGCAACAUCACCGGAGCCAGAGCCAGUGCCAGAGCCACUGCAGUAACAAUACAAAAGACGGCCGGGGACGAGGACGGCACACGCAGGAACAAAUACAGAAACAUCGGGCACCCCGAGCACAACGACAGCAUCCGCGCGACGCUCAAUGAGCGACUGCUUGCGCAAAGUACCCCACUCAAGACCGAGGGCAAAACAAUGAUCGAGCAAGUGCAGCAGUCCAAGGCCAGGGCCGUGGAGAUCCUGCAGGCGAUGGAUGACGAAGCCCUUCUGGAGCUGCCCAUUGAGGAGUACAUUGUCGACGUCAAUUCGUCGUACAACGAGGCCGACCCCAAGCUGCUUUUCCCCAAGCUGCGCGCCGCGUGGACCACCGAAGAGGACCGCCUUUUGCGGGUCGGCGUGCGCGUCUAUGGGCCCAAUACUGAAUCGUGGCCACGCAUUGCCAUGCUGGUUCCUGGUCGCACAAAUAAGAGCUGCCGUAAGAGAUGGUUCCACUCACUCGACCCCACGCUGCACAAGGGCCCAUGGACGACGGCUGAGGAUGACCUGCUGCGGACCCGCGUUGACCAGUUCCCGUCGCAGUGGUCGCGCGUCGCAGAGGGCAUCCCCGGGCGCACCGAUGAUCAGUGCGCCAAGCGAUGGCGCGAGUCCCUUGACCCCGAGAUCGACCGCGGCAAGUGGCGGCCCGAAGAGGACCUGCUUCUACUGGCAAAGUUCGAAGAGUUCGGCACGCAGUGGCAGAAGAUGCGACAUUUUUCAGCGGCCGGCCGGGUCUGCACUGCCGCAACCGGUGGAGGAAGAUCCAGCGCAUCAUCACGCAGAAGGAGAAGAAGUCCGGACCCAUUGCCGCCGACGAGCUGA